This is a messenger RNA of Stegostoma tigrinum, 6106 nucleotides long. RefSeq names its product calcium homeostasis modulator protein 6-like. The transcript is spliced from 2 exons. The record is from RefSeq and is a predicted model, not a curated record. Gene Ontology annotation, molecular function: monoatomic cation channel activity. Bases 2579 to 3544 code for a protein of 321 amino acids. NCBI's taxonomy places the organism in Eukaryota, Metazoa, Chordata, Chondrichthyes, Orectolobiformes, Stegostomatidae.
GGAAUCUGAUUUGAUAUUUAAAUAAAACCUUCCAGUUUGGGACCUCUGUCUAAGAAACGCUACCUAACAUUGUGUUAACAUCAAAAUUAGAAAGCAUACCUUUGGUCCUAUCGUCCAAGUCAUUUCUCGGUCCUAGCAUUGAUCUUGUGGCAUACCACUCAUUACAUCCCACCAUUCAAAAAGUUUAUGCCUACUUUGUUCCCUGUUAGCUGGCUGAUGUAAAGACCAUGUGUAUUCUGUACUUUUAAUGUGGACUGAAAUGGAAAAAUAACUGUUUUGAAACCAAAGAUUACUGAAAUAUCACCACAUUUUUUUUGUAAACACAUUACCUGACACUCAUUGAAAACACUGUUUUUAUAGUUGAUGAUCGAAGCAUAGCAGGACAAGAUGCAGACAAGCUGGAGCUAAGGGAUUUGUGCAAAUGGAGAUUCAGUGGGCAACAAGCAGUUGAUUGGUCUAUGGACUAGUGACCAGUUAUUGAUGAUGAAGGCCUUCUAUCUGCCAACAACUGCAUGCUUAGUUUUCAGGUAGCUGAACAGCUUAGGGCAGCCAACAAUCUACAGAGAAAUUGACAGAGCAACCAUAUGCCUAAGAACUGUUCUCUGCAGUAAAAAAAGACCUAAAAUUAAAAUAAACAGUUUAUUUUAUCUUCAAUAGUUGUUGUAAGCUAUUACUUUUAUCAAGUCAGGGACUUCUGUACAUGUGAACCAGCUACCAUCUGCAAACUAAUGAAGGCAUCAGCGAAAGAAGUCUGAGAAUCAGCAUUCAGAACAGCAAAAGAAAUCAUCUCAGCAGCCCUGUGAACAUGAACAACUGAACUAUCUUCAUAGUCAUUGCCCCUGUCCUUGAAACCCAUAGUUUUCUUCCUGCUGUCUGUUUGAGUGCAAAGGAGAGUCUGUAAGGGAAUUCACAUUUUAACAUUUCUGGUGCACUGCCGUAAUGAUGCAUAACACUAACCUUCUAUUUUUGCCAAUAUGCUACUAUGUACACCAUCAUGCUUUUUUUACUGCAACAACAUUUGAUGCGACAUCUCAUCAAAUGCCUUCUGGAAAUCUAGGUAUGGAAUAUCCACCAGUUUCCAUUUAUUAACAGCAUAUAUUACCUCCUCAACGAACUUCAAUGGAUUCGUUAAACAUGAUUUUCCUUUCACAAAACCAUGCUGACUGUGUAUGAUCUCCUGGAACUUUUCUAAGUGACCUGCCAUGAUAUUUUUGAAAAUAGCCUCUAAUAUCCUCCCUUACACAAAUGUUAAGCUAACUAAAUUGUAAUUUUUGCUUUCUAUUUCCCUUUUUGACUGAAGGUAUUUCAUUUUUCAGUAAACUGAUUAAAAGAUAAUCUCAUUUGCGUAAGGGAUUCAAUGAAUAAUCAUUUGCAGAUUUCCAACUUAGUGGAACUUCCACCUAAUCUGGAGAAUUUUGAAAAAAAAUAUCUACUUUCUCACUAGCCAUUUCUCUUAAGACUCAAGGAUAAAAUCCAUCAGGAACUGAGCACUUGUCACCUACAGUUCCUAUAAUUUGCACAGUAGACUUCUCAAGCAUUAAAACAUAGGAACUAGGAGCAGGAGUAGGCAAUUCAGCUCCUCUAUCAUGCUCGAUCAAUUGCUCAUCUAAUUAUUUAGUGUCCCAGUGUACAUCACGCAUUGGAGUGGUGAAUUCUACAGAGUCGUGACUCUUUGAGAGAAGUAAUUUCUCCUCAGCCCUGUCUUAAACCUGCUAGUCCUUAUCCUAAAACUGUGACCUCUCACUCUAGACUGUCCCACAAGGGGAAACAUCCUCUCUCUGUGUACUUUGUCAAUCCCCUUAUAUACCUCAGAGCUCCUCACAUUCUUCUAAACUCCAGAGAGUAUAGACCUAAAUUAUUCAAUAUCUCUUCAUAAGAUGAACCUGUAUUUCUGCAAUCAAUCUAGGGAAUUUCUACUCUCAGCAUUGUAAUUUCCCUGAGUUCCUCCUUCCCCUCCAAAAGGAACUAAUUUCUAGUUUACAUUUAGUUAUGGAAUGUCUAUUGUAUCUUCUAUAAUGAAUAUUUUACCAGAUUAAACUUGAAAUCACUGUAAAAAUGAAAACACACAGCCGUGUUAAAAUAGUUAGUCAAUUUUUGUCCUAUAAAUUGAUUGGUCACCCAUGCAGUGUGAUAGCGAACUUCAUUACAAUGCUGAAGAUGACAAAUAGAAGGUGAUUCAUUUUUCAGUAAACUGAUCUAAAAGAUAAUCUCAUUUGCAUAAGGGAUUCAAUGAAUAAUCUGAUUAAACUGCAAACUGCUCAGGAAUAUGACUAGAUGUUUUUGGAGAUUCCCUGAAUAUGUCGGAAGCAUGAACAGUUGCUGAGCCUGGACCCACAGUGUCUUCUGGCACUUGCGCAGAGUUAAGUCUGGAGCUAAUUAUUAAAGGGACGUUUGGCAGGCAUAUCAUACAGUGCAGUACUUUCCUUUUUAAUUAGAUUUGGUUUCAUUUCUCAGCCCCUUUCCCAUAAAUGGUCACCACCAGUGAACACUUGAUAUAAAUUAUUUAUGAAGUGCUCUGAAAACGUCUGAGAGGAAAUUACAUCAACAGUCAUUUGGUCCUAGUACACGUACUGUAAAGAUGGAGAAAUAUAGGACAGUGCUGAAUUUAGUUUUGAAGCAGCAUGCUACCCUAGGCUACGGCUUUCUGGCCUUAGCAACAGCUGGGGGAGAACAAAUAUUCUCUGUCGUUGUGUUCAAUUGUCCCUGUAAUUCUUGGAACUUUGCCUACAGUAUGGUUUUCCUUCUCGUCCCAGCCCUGGUAUUAUUUUUACUGGGAUACUUCAUAAGCAGCCGAACCUGGAAGCUAUGUACUGGCUGUUGCAUCAAUCAAGUAAAGCAUUGCUCUAAAAUAAUCAUUUGCCGUGGCAUAAAGAUUUUUGUACAAAUCACAGUGGGUGCUUUAGUAGCCCCCAUAACUUGGAUUUCUGUUGCGUUGCUGAAUGGCACUUUCUAUGAAUGUGGUAUGUGUGGCUAUUACAAUGAAUACCUCUUACAAACACACUGCAAAAACAAAUCCAGUGACUGUCAAUCCAAUUUUUUUAAACUGCCUUGUGGCCACUCAACGUUGCCUCUGCCAAUCCAGGAGGAUAUUCUUCUCACCAUACAUGCACAGUCUCAGGUCCUUGGAUGGAGCCUGAUAGCAGCCAUUGUGGUUUUUGCCUUGGCUUUGACCUGCAUUUUGCGCUGUUACUCUCCUGUCAGCUUCCUGCAAUUGCAGUUUUGGAAAACAUACAAGGCAAAGGAGAAUGAGUUGUUUGAGCAAAAAUCAGAGGAGCAUGCUAAAGAAUUGGCAGAAAGGAAUCUGAAGAGUUUCUUCAAAUCUGAAGAACCGCAAGAAAUCAAAACCCCAAGCAGGGCAGCAUGGGAGGAGAUUUCCCUGCUUUACUCUUUCAGCAGAACGGAGGAGUACUAUAGCACAAUUCACAAAUAUGCAGACAGGAAGGCCGACAACACCCGCACGUCAUCCUCCACCAUUCACAUGGAUGUGCCUGCUGUACUGGACUUUGUUGAUGGAAAUAAAAAUUCUGUUGAUAGCCAUGUUUGAAAAUGCAUUCAGGCACGGGUAACUGCAAAAAUUCUAAGCCUUCCAUAUAGCCUGAAAUAAGUAGUGUUUUUAAGCAUGUGUAUCAAAGUUAUGUUAGAAUAUUUACAUUUGAAAUCUCUUUCUGGACAUAGAACCUUAUGUGAAGUGUUGUAUAUACAAAUUUUGUUACUUUUUAUAUAUUUUAUAUACUUGCAUACAAUUAUUUUUUAUUGAGAAUGUAAGUAAUGCAUUGUGUUAAGGACCAGUUUUGUCAUCUAGUAUAUACUGGGUCUAAGGCCUGCCAGAGAGGAGCAGGUCUUAUGUGUCAUCAUGGUAAUAGAUUCAGGGAAUCUUAGACCAUUUAUCUCUUCAUGAAGAAAAACAUACUGGAAGGAUAUUUUCAUGUGGGUACAUGCCUUAUCACCAUCUAAUUGCUAGUUCUUUAUAAUCCAAGUUUAAAUAACGUUAAAUAACUUUAUUAAUGCUUGUAAAGCAUUAGCUGGUACAGUUUACAGAAGCUCUGCUUUCACUGCCAGAACUCCAUCCUGUGUGUUUUGGAAGGAAUACUGUGGAUAGAUUUGCCAUACUUCUAAUAGAAAGCUGCGUUCACUAGAGUGAAAGUCAGUGCUAGGGCUGCUCAGAACCCUAACAAUACAGUCCAAUUUGCACUUAUAUUUCUUAAAUUAUUGUAUUUUUCUAUUUGAAUUUUAUUGCUCUGAAGAGUUGGAACAGAAUAAUAUUACUACUUUUGCCCUACUGCUUUAUAUAUCCUAAAUUGGAGACUUUACCAGGGCUACAGAUUUAUUAUAUGUUUCUAGAUCUCUGAAGUUUACUUUGUAUGCAAUAUACAGACUAAAAAGUUGUAAGCCUCUAAUCUAAUUGGUGCAUUGUCAAAUAAUGAUUGUUAAGAUCAUAUUCCUAACUUUCCACAAUUACAUAAUUUGAUGUAAAACAUUGACAUAUUGGUGAGGAGCUGCAGUGAGUAACUCACCGCCUAUCUCCUCAAAGCCUGUCCACUCUUUAUAAGGCACAUGUCAGGGGUUUGUUGGAAUAGUCGUCACUUGGCUGGAUGAGUGCAACUGCAAGAACAGUCAAGAGCUUUUCACCAUCCAGGACAAAGUAGCCCGCUUAAUCGGCACCCACAUCCACAAGGAUUCACUCCCUCGACCACCCAGUAGCAGCCAUGUUCAUUAUCACCAAAUUCGCCAAAGAUCCCUAAGCAGCACUUAAAAACUCAUGACCGAUUCCAUAUGGAAAGACCCGUGGGAACACAUUGAGCUUCAAGUAUCCCUCCACUCCGCUCACCAUCCUUACUAGGAAAUAUGCUGCCGUUCCUUCAGUGUUGUUAGGUCAAGAUGCUGGAAUUCAUUUCUUAAUGUCUUAAUGACCUACCUACAGCACGUGUACUGCAAGGGUUCAAGAAGGCAACUCAAGAAGGCCUUCUGAAGGGCAGCCAGGGCUGACUAGACAGUGACGCCUCUCCCAAGUGAAUUUUAAAAAAAUUCUUUCGAGGCCAUGAAUUCACAUUGGUUGGAGAUAAAAUUUCUCCUGGGCAAGAGCUGAUUGAUUUUCAUAUCCACUGACUUCAAAGAGAAUAUGAAAUGGGAAGCUGAUUCUCUAUUGCCCGACACAAAUUACUAAUCAAGUGGAUUCACUCUGAAACCACAGAAGCACCAAAAUAAUUUGACCUGAAUACUCAAGAAGGAUAGACCCGGAAGAUAAAUUUGGUUAGGACUUUUCGAUGCACAAACAUUUCUGGCACCUUUUGUCUCCUUUAACAAAAUUUUAUGUUGAAAUAAAGCUUUAUAAUGGUACAAUUUUAAUAAGAGAAAAUGUCAUUGAUAUUUUUAUUGAUGUAAAGACAUUAUUGUAUAUUUUUAAGGAUAAACAAACUCUUAAAAGUUCUACUAUAGUUAGGAACAUCAGUAACCAAAAUUUUUUUAAAACUUAUUUAAAUAGAUAUAUAUAUAUGUGUGUGUGUGUAUACACAUAUUUAUAACACAGCAUAGAUUUAAAUAUAACAGAUAUACUGAUAAGCUGAGGCCAGUGGCUGGGAAUUUCCCCAUAUCUACUCCCAGUCUGCUGCUAAAAUUUUUACAAGUGUAUACCUGAUUUAUUUUCUAUCCCUUUUUGUGAAUUUGUGACAACAGAAUGAGAGCAACCCUGAGGGGGUUCCCAAAAAUUAUGCAACUCAAACUUAAAGUUUCAACGUUAUUAUAUAUAAUAUAUUCUUAAUUUUCUUGACAUAUCAUGAGCUCAUAUCAUAAUAUUCUGUCAGAUAACAAGUGAAAAGUGACGAAAGUGCACAAGCAAAGAAUAUCAAAGUUUGUCUAGGAGUAUAACUAUUUGAUUUGUUAAUGAGUGACAUCUGUGAAUGAAGAAGGUAAAUCCAGCAUAUAUUUAAUGAAAGCAAUUAUAUUCAUUGUAUGUAUGUUAUAGAAUUUAUGUUCCAAUGUUUGUCUGCAUUUAAUUGACAGCCAGUUUAAAUACUAUAUGUUCAUUUAUGAAAUGACAAGCAUUAUGCUGAAAGACAGAGAAAACAUAUUUCAGUUAAUUUGGAAUAACUCAUAAGCUUUUUUCAAA